Molecule: messenger RNA, 1385 nt
Organism: Paramecium octaurelia
Lineage: Eukaryota; Ciliophora; Oligohymenophorea; Peniculida; Parameciidae
Source: the annotation of a GenBank genome assembly
AUGAGAGUCAGCAUAUUGCUAUUAGCGAUUUUAAUGGUGGGAACAUUAGCCUAAGAUAAUGAGGUUGUUAUCUAAUUUCUGGGCGAAUUAAGACAAGAAGCAGUUGAGCAAUUACAACUUUUGAAUGCUAGAUUCUAACCAAUCAAGUAAGCCAAAUUAGAUUAAAUUGCAGUGAUUUAAUAAGCAAUUUCAGAACAGAAAGGAGAGUGCUACAACAGAUAGCAAGAUGUAAUAAGCAUUUGAUAAAUUUGAUUAGGUUGAAGCUAAGCAAACCGAAAUUGAUUUGGCUAAUGAGUAUAAGAAUUGGAUGAAAGCAAGAUAAGAAAGCAAUAACAAUCGUAUUGGAGUUCUGUCCACAAAUGUAUGCGAGAAGAAUAACAAUUCUUUGAAUAAAGUGAAGAAUGGAAGAGUGUUAUUGAGAUUGAUCGCUUACUUAAGAGCUACAUUGUAGGCUUAAUUGUCAACUUCAUUUGCAGAAGUCAAAGAGAACACCAUCUCUGAGAUAUCCCACAUUGUCACUGCCUAUAAGGAAUAUAGAAAGAUGAAUAUGUUAUAGACAAAACAAGAGGACUUAGAGUUGAAUGGCACAAUUGAAUAAUUGAUCGAAAUGCUAAACUAGAUGGAGAGAGAAAUCUAGGACGAUAUUGCUAAUGGAUAAAAUGGUUAAGUGCAAAUCGGAGUCACCUUCUCAGAAUUCAAGGUCAGAAUCGAAAAAGAGAAUGACAUCUUCAACAGAUAAAUUGAAGUCCAAGAUGACUUGAUUACAGUACUUUCAGUAUUUUCUAUUUCUAGCAUUUCCAAAAUCAAUUGACAACUUUAUACGGAAGAGUUGACAAAUGUGAAUCUAGAUUGAAAGAAAUAGAAUAUACCUUAUUGGUUGCCUAGGAAGACUUGAGAUACGACUAAGAAUGGAAUGAUGAAGACAGAAUAAGAUUGGAAGAAGAAAUUGAAUUAUUCGAUUGGUUAAUUAAACACUAUUAAGCUGGUAAUUUGGAUGAGGCACCCGAACCAAGUGAAGGUGGAAGUAAUGCUAGCAAUAAUGGAUCAACUGACGGAUCUGCAAAUGGGGAAUCAGUAAAAUAUGAUAUAAAUCAUUUAAGGGUUUGAAUGGAGACGGUAGAGAUGGAGUUAUUGAUUACACACCAUUGAAGGAAGUUUCAAAUGCCUGGGGAUCUGAAGAAGAAGGUGAUAAUCAUUCAAAUGAAAAUGAUCAACAUGAAGGAAAUGAUGCAGAAGAAGACAGAGGAGAUGUAAUUGAUUACACACCUUAUGAAGAAAAAGAUGUUGAUUGGGAUUCCUUAUUGUAGAAAAAAUAAAAUAAGAAUCAUCAUUAAUCAAAGAAACAUCGUACUCAUAAGUCCAAAAAAUGAUUUAUUAAUCAAAUC